Molecule: messenger RNA, 558 nt
Organism: Papaver somniferum (opium poppy)
Lineage: Eukaryota; Viridiplantae; Streptophyta; Magnoliopsida; Ranunculales; Papaveraceae
Exons: 1
Coding region: 1-558 (185 amino acids)
Source: RefSeq, a predicted model, not a curated record
AUGAUAAAGGGUAUAGCACCUCCAUGCAAUUAUGUCAUCAAUGGUCACUACUACAAUAUGGGUUAUUUCUUAGUCGAUGGUAUCUAUCCAAAGUUGACUACAAUUGUACAAGCUUUCUCUCUGACACUGGACAUUCCUGACUAUGUGAGAUUCAACAAGUAUCAAAUGGAUAAAAGAAAGGAUGUCGAGCGUGCUUUUGGAGUUCUCCAUGGUAAAUUCAGAAUUGUCGGAUCUCCAUGUAAGUAUUGGCAUCAAUUUGACUUGAACCUAAUUAUGAAAUGUUGUCUUAUUUUACAUAACAUGAUUAUCGAGCAUGAACGGAGGGAUACAGAUUGGGGCAGAGUUCUUCCUGUUCCGCUUCCGGAACCUACCGUUGAUGGUCGUGUAUUUAUGUCAUCUCUGAAAAACCUAGAAUUACACCUACAACUAAGAGACGAUCUUGUCAAGCACAUUGCUGCGCGUCCUGGUAGAGGAGCAUUUGAUUAUUAUGGAGCAUUUGAUUAUUAUGGAGAUUAUGUUUUCAUUACAUUAUUGUGUUUCUUGAUUUAUGUUCAAUGA